AAUGUCUACAUUCCUUUUCAACCAAAAUAAAAAAAUUAUUGUAUUGUCUUGCCUUUAACUGGAUUUCAUCAAGCAAACCCAAUUAAAAUGAAAUGAUCAACUUUCCCCUUACACCGUUACUUGUUUUUAUAAUGUCUUUACUGAAACCUUUUAUGAAUUAAAAUGUCUUCGAAAAGUUGUACAAAAAUACAGAAAGGAAAAAAAAACUCGUCACGCUUUUUGCUUGCUUGACAAAAAAUAUCAAACGCAGCGUGUCAAAGUAGACUUGAUUUUUAGAUGCAGAAUUCAUUGGCUUUUAUAUCUAGACCAGCUUCCGGAAAUGAAUAAAAGAGAGAAUCACGGAAAAAAAAGCAAAACAAAAUCUCGAUUUAUUUGUAUACCAUGAAGACACGCUACUUUUAAUCAGUCACCAGUGUCAAGAAGCAUGCAUUAUUAUUGUGUUUGUGCUAUAUUUCAAUGAGUAAAAGUCUAAUAAUUGUACCAUUUUUCCUCCAGCUGUUUAAUCUAAUUUUAAAAAUGAAGAUUUUGCUGAAUUAAACUAAAUGUGAGCUUAAUUUACGAACGUUUCGUCAUUAAAGUAGACCCUGUUUGCGAUUAGAAAGGGUCAGAAGUCAAUGGUGAUAAGGAUUUGUUGAUCUUGAAACUAUCUAGACGUGGACAUCGUUGGAAACUCUUAGGGGUUGACGUGGCCUUCUACUGCAUACCAUCAGAAUGUGGCGGGUAAAGUUGUACCUUCUUUUCCUAUUUAAUGUUGUAGCUUUUGGUUAUGAUUUGGGAGUUACUCAUAAAUACUCCUACGAAACCACAACAACACUUGAUGAGGAAUGCAUAACAGAAAAUGAAGGGAAAGUUGUUGGGCAACGUCUUACAGCAAAGGUACAUCUGUCAUCAGUUUGGAAAAAUCCGCAAAACUCUGAACAAGAACUUAUCAAAAUAGAGGUUUUGAAUUCAAAGUUAUGGGCUCCUAAAAAAUCAUCAUUUGUAGAAUACCAAUCAGAAUUGGAUAAAAUCACCUCAAAACCGUCUUUUAUUCUACGAGAAAAAGGAUCCGUCAAUAAAAUUUGGGAUGAUUCAGCUGAAACUCUCUUACUUAGAAACCUUAAAAGAGGAAUUGCAAGUUUAUUGGAAAUUCGAAAGAAAGAAAAAGAGGUUGACGUUUCUGGCAGUUGUGAUGUUCUUUAUGAGGUUAAUAAAAAUAAUAUACGAAAAAGGAAAUCUAACUGCUUCCAUUCCAAGUUUGACAAAUCUCUAACACAACCCUAUGGCGUACGUUCUAUGUCUACGCAACAUCUGCUAUCAACCGAUUGCUUGCUUUUGGAUGAUAAAAGCAACACUUUGUCAAAGUGUUCUGCUGUUGAAUAUGUUAAAACUAUCAGCAAUGUGUGGCGAAAACCAUCUUUAUGUGUCAAUGCUAGGUCACAAUUGACAUUAGAUGGUACAAGCAAAGAAGCUACAGUUUAUUCAAACCAAAACAUUGAGAAUGUCAUAGAAGAAAUUAAAAAAUCUGUUUCAAGUAAUUUAGUAGAAGAUGUUAUUGAAGCUUUACUUCCAAAUCAAGAGCAAAACUCCAAAAAUAAUCUUGCAGAUAACGUAAAGAAGUACCAAGAAGGCCUCAAACAAGCGAAUUUAGCUAAGCUUAAAUCGGCCUUAGCAUUUUACAAGCUAUUACCGUCUUUCCGUUCAGCUUCUAAGGAUGACAUUAUCAAAAUUUUGCAAAACAAGAAAUUCAAACCUAUACAAGGCCAAAUUUUAGAUCUUAUUGCUGCUAGUUCUAAUGAAGAUUCAGUUAAGGCCACUUUUGAAUACAAUAAAGAUGUGACGGACUAUGAUGAAAUGCUGGAACGUUUCUUGAUCAGNUAUUUGUGA
Parasteatoda tepidariorum (common house spider) is the source of this 1866-nucleotide messenger RNA. The record is from RefSeq and is a predicted model, not a curated record. NCBI's taxonomy places the organism in Eukaryota, Metazoa, Arthropoda, Arachnida, Araneae, Theridiidae.